UGGUUUCUUCCACUGCGUUUCUGUUGCUUCAAGGAACUGUAACGAAUUUCAGUGAUCUUCCUUUCAGCUUCUGCUUUCCAAGUGAAUGGGAAAUUCUCCAUCGUGUCAUUCCUCAGAGAUGCUAGAGAAAUUGUUCUCGAAGGUGUGCGGUAAGGUUCGGGACAAGCCGGGGAUCGACGGCGGCGACGGUGGCGAGAGGAAGAUUGAAGGAACUGUGGUGUUGUUGAAGAAAAAUGUGAUGGAUGUAACCGACGUUGGCGCUUCGAUUCUCGAUCGAUUUCAUGAGCUGUUUGGAAAAGGCGUUUCGUUGCAGCUCAUCAGUGCUGUUCACGGCGAUCCUGUUAGAGAGAACAGAGGGAAGCUUGGGAAGAAAGCUUACCUAGAAAAUUGGGUGACAAAGUUCACAUCACUGAACGCUAAAGACGAAGCCAAAUUCAACGUUUCAUUUCAAUGGGAAGAAUCUCAGGGAGUUCCCGGCGCAUUCCUAAUUCACAAUCAUCACCACAGUGAGUUUUACCUAAAAUCAGUGACGUUAAACAACGUUCCAGGACAUGGUGAGCUCCACUUCGUCUGCAAUUCCUGGGUUUAUCCUGCGCAUCGAUAUGAUCACGAUCGUAUCUUCUUCACAAACAAGGCAUACCUUCCUUGUGAUACGCCGCCGCCAUUGCGCCAUUACAGAGAAGAAGAGCUCAGAAUUCUUCGUGGAAAAGGUAAGGGGAGGUUGAAGGAAUGGGAUAGAGUUUAUGACUAUGCUUUUUACAAUGAUUUGGGAAGUCCUGAAAAAGGGAAAGAUCAUGCUCGUCCUGUUCUUGGUGGAUCGAAGGAGUUUCCAUAUCCUCGUAGAGGAAGAACAGGUCGUCCCCCGAACAAAAAAGAUCCAAAUUGCGAAACUCGAUUGUUCCUCCUGAGCUUAAACUUCUACGUCCCGAGAGAUGAUCGGUUCACUCAAAUCAAGUUCUCGGAUUUCAUAGGCUACGCUUUGAAAUCCCUCGGCCAAGUAAUUCUCCCCGAGAUCACAGCUUUAUUCGACAAGACGAUAAAUGAAUUCGACACAUUUCAAGAUGUUCUUAACCUCUAUGAAGGCGGGAUUCCGCUCCCCGAUGGCCACACGUUGCGUAAGCUCAGGGAAUGCGUGCCGUGGGAGUUGCUCCGGGAGCUCACUCGAUCGGAUGGCCAACGAUUUCUUAAGUUCCCAAUGCCCGAUGUUAUCAAACAUGAUAGAACAGCUUGGAGAACUGACGAGGAAUUUGCACGGGAAAUGCUGGCUGGAGUGAACCCUGUUGUCAUUCGACGCCUCCAGGAGUUUCCUCCGAGAAGCAAACUAAACCGUCGAGAAUACGGCGACCAGGACAGUAUUCUCAAGAGGGAGCAUGUUGAAAAAAAUAUGAAUGGUCUUAAUGUCGAAGAGGCCUUGAAAGACAACAGGCUAUACAUAUUAGAUCAUCACGACGACCUGAUGCCGUACUUGCGAAGGAUCAACACGACGACGACAAAGACUUACGCCACCCGAACUCUGCUUCUUCUCCAAAACGACGGGACUUUGAAGCCCCUCGCGAUCGAAUUGAGCUUACCGAAUGGAAAUCAAGACACGGAAGGAGCAGUUAGUGAAGUUUUUACGCCGUCCGAAGAUGGAGUUCAAGGUUCGAUAUGGCAACUAGCGAAGGCUUAUGCUGCAGUUAACGAUUCGGGCUAUCAUCAGCUCAUAAGCCACUGGUUGAACACACACGCCGUGAUCGAACCAUUCAUAAUCGCGACAAACAGACAAUUGAGCUCGAUCCACCCGAUCUACAAGCUUCUCAAGCCUCAUUUCCGCGACACAAUCCACAUAAACGCCUUGGCUCGACAGAUCCUCAUCAAUGCCGGCGGUGUCCUCGAAAGAACCGUCUUCCCGGCAAGAUACGCCAUGGAAAUGUCGUCCGCCAUUUAUAAAAGCUGGAACUUUGCCGACCAGGCGCUGCCGGAAGAUCUCAUUAAAAGGGGAGUAGCAGUCCGUGACGCAAGCCAGCCCCACGGUCUCCGUCUCCUGAUUAAGGACUACCCCUUCGCCGUCGACGGACUCGAAAUUUGGGACGCAAUCUCCAGUUGGGUAAACGAAUACUGCUCGAUCUAUUACAAAACCGACGAGACAAUCCGGGAAGACACCGAGCUCCAAUCGUGGUGGAAGGAGGUUCGCGAAUCAGGCCACGGCGACCUCAAAGACGAGCCAUGGUGGCCGAAAAUGCAAACACUCGGCGACCUCACGCAAGUUUGUACAAUAAUCAUAUGGAUCGCCUCGGCUCUCCAUGCAGCUGUGAAUUUUGGGCAGUAUCCCUACGCGGGAUAUCUCCCGAACCGACCAACCGUUAGCCGGAGGUUCAUGCCAACGCAGGGCACGCCCGAGUACGCCGAGCUGGAAAAAAAUCCCGACGGGGUGUUCUUGAAAACCAUAACAGCUCAGUUCCAGACGCUACUCGGAGUUUCGUUAAUAGAAAUACUUUCGAUGCAUUCGACGGAUGAGAUCUACCUUGGACAGACGGAGAGCCUCGACUGGACUGCUGAUCAUCAGCCUCGCGAAGCGUUUGGUCGAUUCAGUGCGGCGUUGAUCGAGAUUGAACGAAGGAUAGUCGAUAGGAAUAGAGACCGGCAAUUGAAGAACCGGUCGGGGCCUGCUGAAGUCGAGUAUAUGUUGUUGUAUCCGAACACGUCGGACGACAGCCGAGAAGGCGGGCUUACGGGGAAGGGAAUUCCCAACAGCAUCUCAAUAUGAGGUAACACACGAAUACUCUGCAAAUUAGGCUAACAAGACAAAUUAUACAAUGCGAACUAUGUGUGACAGAUGGAUCAGAAGGCAUCAGGGUUUGAAUCCAUGAUCUUACGGUCAAGAGUCUAUUAUUAGAUCAUCAGGUCAUCCUUUAUAGAAUUAUUCAGAAAGGUUCUUGAUUUCUCUGUAAGUUGCUUUUGAGUUCUAAUUCAUGUCUACAUUUUCGUCGAAA
Molecule: messenger RNA, 2972 nt
Organism: Andrographis paniculata
Lineage: Eukaryota; Viridiplantae; Streptophyta; Magnoliopsida; Lamiales; Acanthaceae
Product: probable linoleate 9S-lipoxygenase 5
Exons: 9
Coding region: 86-2746 (886 amino acids)
Biological process (GO): lipid oxidation
Molecular function (GO): protein binding; oxidoreductase activity, acting on single donors with incorporation of molecular oxygen, incorporation of two atoms of oxygen; metal ion binding
Source: RefSeq, a predicted model, not a curated record